AAGUUUCUGGUGGGCGGAGCAUCUAGUAAUCCCUUUAAUUUCCAAACUGGGUUUCAACUUCCUUUUGGAGCAACUGCUUUCCUGCUCUAAUCACAACUUUUAGCAGAAGAGAAGCUGGCAUAGUCUGAGCAGUGUCGGCUGUUUAAUGUGUCCCUAAGGAUCCUCAAAAUGAGAUUUCUAGCAGCGAUUGUUUGGCUUGUGUGGUGGACUGUUUGUGUUGCAGAAGAUUGUAAAGGACCUCCUCCAAGAAAACAAAUUGAAAUUUUGUCAGGUGUCUGGCCUGAACAAAACUAUCCAGAGGGAACUAAGGCUGUAUAUAAAUGCAGACCUGGAUACAUAACUCUUGGAUCUAUUACAAUGGAAUGCAGGAAUGGAGAAUGGGUGGCUCGUAAUCCAUUGAAGAUAUGUGAGAAAAGGCCCUGUGGACAUCCUGGAGAUACUCCUUAUGGUACUUUUCAACUUGUAAGAGGAGAAAAAUUUGAAUAUGGUGCAAAGGUUGUUUACACAUGUAAUGAGGGGUAUCAAAUGCUAGGUAGGAUCAAUUUCCGUGAGUGUGAAUCUGAUGGAUGGACCAAUGAUAUUCCUAUAUGUGAAGUUGUUAAGUGUUUGCCAGUGACACAUCCAGAGAAUGGGAAAUUUACCAGUAGUGCAUUGGAACUAGACCAGGAAUACACUUUUGGACAAGUGGUACGGUUUGCGUGCGAUUCAGGCUUCACACUUGUUGGGCCUGCAGAAUUACAUUGCUCAACAAAUGGUGCUUGGAGUGGAGAAAUCCCGAAAUGUAUGGAAAUUUCAUGCCAAAAGCCAGAAAUUCCAAAUGGAAGUGCUGCAUCUCCGAAGAAAACUUACAAGGAAAAUGAACGAUUUCAAUAUACAUGUCAAAAGGGUUAUGAAUACAGUAAUAAAGGAGAUGCUAUAUGCACUGCACUGGGAUGGACUCCAAGUCCUUCAUGUAAAGAAUUCAUAUGUCCUUCUCCUCAUAUUAAAAAUGGUGACUAUACACCCAAAGGCAUCACAUACAGAAGUGGAGAUGAAAUCAUAUAUCAUUGUAAAACUGGCUUUUAUCCUUCAAACCAAGGAAAAAGGGCAAAAUGUACUAAAUCUAGAUGGGAACCUGAGCCAAGAUGUGAGAAACGUUGUGAAUAUCCAGAAAUAAAACAUGGAAUACUACACAAUGAAUAUAGCUAUAGAAGAGAUUUUCCAGUACCUGUAGGAAAAAAAUAUUCCUUUUCCUGUCAUCAAGAUUUUGUGACAGAUACAAAACAGAAUAGGGGAUAUAUUCAUUGCACACAAGAAGGAUGGUCACCAGCAGUACCAUGCCGCAGAAAAUGUAUUUUCAAUAAUUUGAUAUAUGGAGAGCGGCCAUAUCCAACAAAAAUAUAUUUACAAGGUGAAUCUUUAAGAGUUAACUGCAAUUAUGGCUACAGUCUUCAAAAUGGGCAGACUGUAAUGAACUGUACAGAAAAUGGCUGGGUCCCUCCUCCUCAAUGCUAUCCUUCUG
Messenger RNA from Hyaena hyaena (striped hyena), 1501 nucleotides. Its product is annotated as complement factor H-like. The transcript has 9 exons. The record is from RefSeq and is a predicted model, not a curated record. Lineage: Eukaryota; Metazoa; Chordata; Mammalia; Carnivora; Hyaenidae. The annotation marks the transcript as partial.